CUGACAGAUGGAGGAAAGGCUGCUAAAGCCAAGAUCAGCGUCGGGGACGUCGUUCUGUCUAUCGACGGCAUCGCCACAGAGGGAAUGACCCACCUGGAAGCCCAGAACAAAAUCAAAGCUUGUACGGGGAACCUAAACCUCUCACUGCUGAGAUCUUCCAGUGUCGCUAAAAGGGAGACCCCAAAGGAGGAACCACUGGAGAUCAUUAAGCCUGUGCCCAUCAGCCAAACGCCUGCAGCCGCCGCCAGUCUCGCCCCGGGCAGCAACGCGUACAAUAAAACUGCACGGCCCUUCGGCGGGGCCGCUAGCACGGUUCGCUCCGUCAGCCCGUCCCUGACGCCCGUCGCACCCAAAGCCUCCAUCCCCUCCGCAUCUUCUGCAUUCACUCCAGCGGCUCCUUCCCAGCCGCCGCCACCUCAACCACCCUUCCCACUCGGUGGCUCUGCCCACCGGCCAUCUAGCUCCGCCCCUAAACCCGCCCCCUCCGCAAACUUAUCAUCCACGUCCUCAUCUAGCUCCACCCAUAACCCCGCCUCUGGCCGCUCCCCCUUUGCCAACUCGUCCUCCACUUCCUCCUCUGGCUCCUCCUCCCCGGCGAGAGUGACAGCUCCUCCCCCUCCGGCCCCCGUCGUCCCUCAACCCUCCGUCUAUAACACGCCCAUCAACCUCUACUCCAAUGUGAACGCGUGCGAGGUGGCCAUGGGCCAAAGACGUGGCCUGAUGGAGAGUAAAGGCACUGGGGAACAUCAUAACGGAACGGCCCGUAAGCCCGUGUCGGAGCCGGAGCUGAACCACGUGCCUCCGCCCAGUGACUCCAGUAAGAAGCGUCUGAUGGAGGACACGGAGGACUGGCACCCGCGCACCGGCACGUCCCAGUCGCGCUCCUUCAGGAUCCUGGCACAGAUCACCGGCACAGAAAACGAUCAAGCUCAGGAGAACCGGCCUGGAAAGAACGAGGCCGUAGAGGAGGUUCAGUCCAGCUCUCAUGCCACGUCUUCAGUCAAAACUAUGAGCAAAGGUCCCGCUGGAGCUCCUCGACAGGGCAACGGUGUCCCGAGCUGGCAGUCUGCACACACCACAGGGCUUCCUAAAGCAGGUGCACCUGCGCCUCAGACGGGACGGGUCAGCAAAGGGCCCGUGAAGGGACCCGAUCGACCCAAACCUCAAGCUCAUCCCAGUGACCAGGACGAUUCGCUGGUGCAGAGAGCCGAACACAUCCCAGCGGGAACACGGACACCCAUGUGCGCUCACUGCAACAUGGUCAUCAGGGGUCCGUUCCUGGUGGCCAUGGGCAAAUCGUGGCACAACGAGGAGUUCAUCUGUUCCCACUGCCACCGCUCGCUGGCAGACGUGGGCUUCGUGGAGGAGCGCGGGAGCGUUUACUGCGAGAGCUGUUACGAGCAGUUUCUGGCCCCGACCUGCGCACGCUGCCAGCAGAAGGUGCUCGGGGAGGUCAUCAACGCCCUGAAGCAGACCUGGCAUGUGCAGUGCUUUCUGUGCGCCUCCUGCCAGCAGCCGAUCCGCAACAACACCUUCCACAUGGAGGACGGGCAACCAUACUGCGAGACUGAUUACUACACCCUCUUCGGCACCGGCUGUCACGGGUGUGACUUUCCCAUCGAAGCCGGGGACAAGUUCCUGGAUGCGCUGGGGUUCACCUGGCACGACACCUGCUUCGUGUGUGCGGUGUGCAGCACGAGUCUAGAGGGGCAGACCUUCUUCUCCAAGAAAGACAAGCCCUUAUGCAAGAAACACGCUCACACGGUCCAGUUCUGAGCGCUGGACGUCAAAUCGAGGCUGGACGUCAUCUUUUACGAGCGCCAGGUUUAUUGUAGUAUGUGAAUGUUUUUGCUAAGAGAAAUAUUUGCCUUGAUUUUCCUCAACAACAAAAAAGGACACACAUUUACUGCAGAGUUUGUAGAAUAUUGAUUUAAAUAAUGUACACUGCAAAAAAAAAGUAUUUUGUCUUGUUUUCAUGGUUCAAAUAUCUUUACAUUCAUAAAUGAAGAUACAUAUUGCUUGUACAUUGAGAAGUAAAAUGACUGAGGUCUCGUUUUAUGAAAAAUGCAUCAAAAGUGAGUUUGCGCUUAAAACAUUCAAAACAAAGUCAGAAAACUCAUUCACGGGGAAAGAUAUCUGUUUGGACACAUUCUUUGAAAAAUAUUUCUUCAUGCCUUAAAAUAGCUUUACUUUGAACUUUUUUGAAAGCAAUGCUUAAUAGCUUCUCCAGUAAUCUUGAUUUAGGAAUGUUUCAAUAUUUGCACUGAAUAAGAAUCAUUGUUUCAGAUGUUUUUGGAGGUCCUCAUGCAGCUUGAGAUCAGAUCUGUGUUAACUGCAGUAUUUCAGCUUCAGUGUUGCGUUGUGGAUGUGUUUGUCCAGCGUUACACAGGUGUGUAAAGAGCACUUCUGUGACUCUGAGGAUAUAUAGUUCAGCUUCUCACACGACUGCACUGGUGGCCCAGUGUAAAGCUCCACACACACACACACACAGCUCUAUUUAUGCAGGUAUAUUUAUUGAGGCAGGAGCCAUGAUGAUGAUUUCUGGGGCUUUCCAGGGGCUCUGCACUUAUUCACGGCACAGAACGGUGAUAUUUAAUGUUUUAUGUGAUAUUUCUGUGCUCCAUCUGUCUGUGUACGGUUUGUGGGAUAUCUGAUCGUCUAAGUGCCUUGAUUACAACUUUAUUUGUGCUCAAAUUAUGAUUAAUAUAGAGAAACAUAUUUCUUUUUUUUUCUUCUUAUUUCUUUUUUUAUAAUCUUUAGCUCUUGUUUUUAAGCUAAAAUGGGUUGGUGGUUCAAUUGCAUCUUUAUUCUCAUUCUUGAUGUUGUAGUUUCCUGUAAUGCAUUAUUAUGAGACGGGAUGAAUAAUAAAAACACUGUUCUUAUCAAA
Pimephales promelas (fathead minnow) is the source of this 2887-nucleotide messenger RNA. It is a transcript of the gene pdlim5b, whose product is annotated as PDZ and LIM domain 5b. Lineage: Eukaryota; Metazoa; Chordata; Actinopteri; Cypriniformes; Leuciscidae. Gene Ontology annotation, cellular component: stress fiber; Z disc; adherens junction. Gene Ontology annotation, molecular function: actin binding; muscle alpha-actinin binding. Gene Ontology annotation, biological process: heart development; muscle structure development; actin cytoskeleton organization. The record is from RefSeq and is a predicted model, not a curated record.